Molecule: messenger RNA, 1618 nt
Organism: Doryrhamphus excisus (bluestripe pipefish)
Lineage: Eukaryota; Metazoa; Chordata; Actinopteri; Syngnathiformes; Syngnathidae
Source: RefSeq, a predicted model, not a curated record
GAAACAUCUGACUGCAGAUAUCAGACACCACUAAGACACCCGGCAGAAUUUCCAGCAAAGACAAACUUCCUGAAACAUGACGACACUGUCUGCCAGCGCCGGCUUGAACAAGACGGUUCGCCAGCAUUACAUGAGUCUUCCGCAGGGAGACAAAUGUCAGGUGACUUACAUCUGGAUCGGACAAAAUGGAGAGGAACUUCGUGGGAAAACCCGAACCCUGGAAACUGAACCAAAAAGUAUUGAUGAAAUCCCUGAAUGGAACUUUUGUACGGCACACAGAUUAUCGCUGGUCCAAGUAUGCUACAAUGAAUUGUUCCUCAUACCAGUGUGCAUGUUCAGAGAUCCAUUUACUCUUGACCCAAACAAGCUGGUUCUCUGUGAAGUUCUCAAGAACGGUCGCCUUCCUGCAGAAACGAACCAUCGAAUGAGCUGCAAGAAAGUGAUGGACCAGGUUAAAGAGCACCAGAUCUGGUUUGGCAUGGAACAGGAAUACACACUCUUAGGAAUGGAUAAACAUCCGUUUGGUUGGCCUCAAUGGGGAUUCCCAGCACCACAAGGUCACUACAACAGUGGAGUGGGGGCAGACAGAGCUAUUGGACGAGACAUUAUGGAGUGUCACUACAAGGCAUGUCUGUAUGCGGGGAUCAAAAUCUGUGGAACCAAUUCUGAAACUAUGCCAUCCCAAUGGGAGUUCCAAGUGGGUCCCUGCGAGGGUAUUGAGAUGGGAGAUCAUAUGUGGGUUGCACGCUUCUUGUUGCACCGUGUGUGUGAAGAUUUUGGGGUCCUUGCAACACUGGACCCCAAACCAGUGAAGGGAAAUUGGAGCGGUUCUGGUGGACACAUGAAUGUCAGCACCAAGCAGAUGAGGGAAGAAGGAGGACUGCAAUACAUUGAGCAGGCUAUUGAGAAGCUGAGCAAAAGACACAAGGAGCACAUCAAAGUGUAUGACCCACAUGGAGGUCAGGAUAACAUGAGACGUCUUACAGGUGAAAAUGAGACUGCUAGUAUCAACGAAUUCACUGCUGGAGUCGCUGACCGAGCAGUCAGCGUCCGCAUUCCUCUCCAAGUGAGUCUUGACAAGAAAGGCUACUUCGAAGACCGCCGCCCUGCAGCAAACUGUGAUCCAUAUCUUGUGACCAAAGCCAUAGCAAGUACCUGUCUGCUUGAUGAUGUGGAGCAAACCAAUGGCACUUGAUGAGUUGGCAAGUCUGAGCCUAUUGAGAAUGGUAUUGGUAAUGGUAAUAGUUUUAUUUUACAUGCAUACAAGGUUACAUUGAAAUACAGUUCAUGUUUACAGUUUACAUAUUCAAAAAGGAGUAGGAAGAAGCAGAGUUUGGUUAAUCCUACCCCGUUUUAAUAUCACAAAUCAUUUGUUGUGUUCAAUGGACAGUGGUGCCCUGGUUAACAUCGUUAAUCUGUUGCAGAAGGUCUGACUCUAACCAAAGCGGACUCUAACCAAAGCAAAAUUUCCUGUAGAAAAUAAUGAAAUAAUGACACGCAAAGAUGAUAACACAAAACCCAUUUAAUAUAUCAACUUUUCAUUGCACAGCGCAACUCUUGUACUUACUUACCAAAUGAAAUCGAAGUCACAGCCUUGCCUUUAGCCUGAUUGUUGAAU